This is a messenger RNA of Fomitiporia mediterranea MF3/22, 2971 nucleotides long. RefSeq names its product TFP11-domain-containing protein. Gene Ontology annotation, cellular component: U2-type post-mRNA release spliceosomal complex. Gene Ontology annotation, biological process: spliceosomal complex disassembly. NCBI's taxonomy places the organism in Eukaryota, Fungi, Basidiomycota, Agaricomycetes, Hymenochaetales, Hymenochaetaceae. The transcript has 8 exons. Gene Ontology annotation, molecular function: nucleic acid binding. The record is from RefSeq and is a predicted model, not a curated record. The coding region runs from base 1 to 2904 and encodes 967 amino acids.
AUGGCAAGAAGAAAACGACAUCUGGAUGAGGGUAAUGACUCGGACUCGUCUGUCGGCUCAGAUGACGACGACAUUAAUGACUUCGGGUUGAACGAGAAUCCCGAUGAGCGCGCCGAACGCGAACUCUUUGAACAGCCGUACGGUCGCAAGAAACGCAGGAAAGCCAAUGGCAAAGAUGAUGCGACAUACGGGAUUUUCGGAGAAGACAGCGAGGAUGAGGGCUUUGGUGGCCGGGGAAAGAAGCCAGUGAAACGUAGCGACUGGACAAAAGCUCCUGCCUUCAUCUCAGGUGAGAAGAAGGUUGAUAUUAGCGAAGAGAAUGAGAAGGCCCAGACUGAGCCCGAGAGCGAACCCGAGCAGGAACCCGAAAUCCAGGAGGUCAGUAUGAGUGAUAGCAAUGGCGAUGAAAGCGAGGCGGCCUCACCGCCAGCAUCUCCACGUGUCCGACUGGAAGAUGACGAAGCGGAAAUGGAUAUUGCUCCCCGAAUUGGUGGAAUCGGCUCUAAGCAUAUGGCUGAAGGUGGCACAUCAACUCCAUCGUUCUCAUCUUCAGGCAUCGGAUUUGGAACUGGUGGAUUUGGAAUAAGUAAAGGUGGGAUUGGGUCCAAUAAGGGCGGAAUCGGUUCAUCAAGUCGUGCAGAACCUGUGGUCGGCGAUGCUCGCUCGAGUCUACCUUCGGCAUUCGGUGCUUCUCGACCUCAACGCUCGUUUGUUCGUGAUGGAUCUGGUUCCGCACCUGGUACGAGACCGUCUACUCCGCUCAAUGCCGCAGAACAGGUGCACUUUACCAAGCUCUCUGGCACAUUUGGAGCGAAGAUGUUGUCUAAAAUGGGUUGGCAAGCGGGUCAGGGUCUCGGUACAGAGGGGCAAGGUAUUGUAGCGCCCGUCGAAUCGAAACUACGCCCGAAAGGCAUGGGUAUUGCAUUCAAAGGCUUCAAAGAGAAGACGGAACAGAGUAAGGCGGAGGCUCGCAGACGAGGAGAGGCGGUGAGCGAAGACGAAGAAGAAAUCUCCAAGAAACACCGCAAGAAGGGUAAAGCAAAGGAUCAGGUACCAAGAGAAGAUGCAUGGAGGAAACCUAGGAAAUCCAAGAUUAAAGUCGAGCAUAAGACGUACGAAGAGAUUAUUGCUGAAGCUGGUGGAGAACCUCCACCCACAGGUAUUGGGAAGAUCAUAGAUGCCACUGGUGCAGAGCUUCGAGAGGUGUCAUCUCUGGCAGAUGUCUCAAUUGCAUCUUGGACGCCAUCUACGGAUCCUAUGCGACUACCUGAAGUACGACAUAAUUUGCGGCUUAUCACCGAAGCUUGCAAGGUCGACUUGGACGGUCUCGCUCGAGAAGCGAAGGCUCUUGAAGAGCGUAAAAAGUGGAUUCAGGCAGAGGACCCAAGGCUGAGAAAGAAGAUCGAGGGCGAAGCAGAGCUUAUUCGCAGACUCCAGGCUGUCCACCUCGUUGUAGAUGAUAUUUCUACCAAAGCAAAAGAAGCGGAUCUGUCGGACUACGAACCUUCACUCGAUGUAUUCUCUGCGGUCGUUGAAAAGCUCAUUUCCGAAUUCUCGAAGGAGUAUGAUCGUUAUCGCCUCGACGAGGUGGUCGUUGGUGCUAUUGUUCCUACGUUUCGACGAAUGAUGGCUUCCUGGAGACCCUUGGACGAACCGACUGCUUUCACUUCGACACUUCGUAGAUGGAGGCAGGCCUUCAAGAUGACAGUUGUCCAGCCUGAAGCUGAUAUGCAAGUUGACGUGUACGGCACACAGAGAGUUUCUCCAAGGCCACUUCAAGUAGACGUGCCUAUGACGCCAUAUGAGAGCUUAUUAUGGAACAUUUGGCUACCUAGGAUCCGGUCAACAGUCAAUAACGAUUGGUCACCAUCUCAUCCAGCAGCACUGGUCAAACUAUACGAGGCCUGGUCGGAUGUCCUUCCUUUAUUUAUCAAAGAUAACAUAUUGGACCAACUCAUCCUGCCUAAAGUUUCCUCCGCGAUAUCGAAUUGGAGCCCAAGGCGAAGCGAAAUAUCGUUGCAAGCGAUCGUCUUUCCGUGGUUGCCUCAUGUCGGAUUGCGGAUGGAGAUGUUUGUUGACGAUGCAAGGAGGAAAGUUAAGAGCAUGUUGCGUAGCUGGACUCCAAGCGAAGGUGUUCCGAAAGAUUUCUUGCCAUGGAAAGAGAUCUUCAACGCGAAAGACUGGGAGGAUAUGCUCCUCAAAUAUGUCGUUCCAAAGCUCGGUGCUCUUCUACGGGACGAAUUCCGAAUAAACCCACGCAACCAAGAUAUGGAGCCACUCAAGAACGUACUUGCUUGGUCCAGCAUCUUACGAUCAAGUAUUACCGGACAACUACUCGAGACGGAAUUCUUCCCAAAAUGGCUCGACGUACUGUACAUCUGGCUCAUUCAGCCAAGUGUAAACUUCGAGGAAGUCGCACAGUGGUAUCAAUUCUGGAAGACUACGUUCCCUGAGGACGUGCGCUCUAUAUCUGCAGUUGAAGGCGGAUUUACGCGCGGGCUGCAAAUGAUUAACCAUGCGCUUGAGCUAGGACCAGAAGCGCCUACGAAACUACCAAAACCCGAUCAUACACGCCGUCCAGAUACGGAUAGCAAGCCAAGCAUGCCGAAGGACAAGAAAGACACAGCGACGGCGCGUGUACGUCCAGCCCGAGCACAGGAAAUCACGUUCCGCGAAAUCGUUGAGGAGUUUGUCACGUCGCACAACCUAUUAUUCAUGCCUGCGGGCAAAGUACACGAAAAGUCGCGUAUGCCACUAUUCCGCGUGUCAAAGAGUGUGGAUGGGAAGGGUGGUUUACUUGUAUAUCUUUUGGAUGACGCGGUGUGGGCACCUGGAGUCGAUGGGGAGGAGACUAGAGCCAUCACGUUAGAAGAUAUGGUUCUGAGGGCGGCGAAAGGGAGAUGAUAUUGGCCAUUAUGAUGCACGUAUAGUUUCAUGUAAUUUCUUAGAUAGUCAAUAGGACUGAAUUAAU